GGAAAAUUCGGGAUCCCGUCCGCUCUCCCAUAGACAAGCCAAUGAGGGCCGGAUUAGUAGUUGGGUCGGUGACGACCAGCGAAUACCUGGUGUUGUAUGUUUUUGGUGUUUUAACCAUCGUUAGGACUGCCCAGCAAAGGCUUACGAUCCAAGAUAACCACAUUCAAGCUUCGAACAACAAGUCGCACAUCUCAAAGUCGGAUGUCACAUGAACGAGCAUAACAUUGUCGGUAUGGGUUUUUCUAAAGGAAAAUAGAAGUCGUCAGUGGAGAGUGCUUACAUGUGUUUUUGAGUCUCCACUUACACUGUUUUUUGCGAACAACCAGACCGGCCUUGGCAGACGUAGUAAUUCAGCGCCAGGCAAUUGUUUCUUAGGCUCAACGGUGC
Molecule: messenger RNA, 387 nt
Organism: Colletotrichum godetiae
Lineage: Eukaryota; Fungi; Ascomycota; Sordariomycetes; Glomerellales; Glomerellaceae
Exons: 1
Coding region: 42-212 (56 amino acids)
Source: RefSeq, a predicted model, not a curated record